ACCCUCACGCCAUCGUCGGACGCUGCCUGCACUCGCGUCGGUCCCUGGAGGCCUCGCACUGGCGCUGCACGCCUCGAGAUGAACGGGCCUGACUCGCGAAACGUCUGUGUCCUCGCUCACGUCGACCACGGCAAGACUAGCCUCUCCGACGGCCUCAUCGCGAGCAAUGGCAUCAUCUCGAGCCGCCUGGCCGGCCAGCUGCGCUACAUGGACUCGCGCGACGACGAGCAGGACCGCGGCAUCACGAUGAAGGCGUCCUCCAUCGCGCUGGCGGCGAGCCCGCUGCGGGUCAAUCUGAUCGACUCGCCCGGCCACGUCGACUUCUGCUCCGAGGUCUCUUCGGCGGUGCGGCUGAGCGACGGCGCGCUGCUGGUGGUGGACGUGGUGGAGGGCGUGUGCGUGCAGACCGCCGCCGUGCUGCGGCAGGCGUGGGACGAGGGCGUCACCCCGCUCCUCGUCCUCAACAAGAUGGACCGGCUAGUCGCGGAGCUGCGCCUCUCGCCCAUCGAGGCGUGGGGGCACAUCAAGCGGAUUCUCGGCCAGCUCAACGCCAUCGCGGGCCAGUUCUACACCGCGGACCGUCUCGUCGCCGAGGGCGGCGCCGCCGCCGCUGGCGGCGGCGGCAGUGGCGGCGGCGGCGGGGAGAAGGGGGUGCGCGAGCUCCAAUUCUCGCCGACGCGCGGCAACGUGCUCUUCGCUUCGGCGGCGCACGGGUGGGCCUUCGACCUCGCCGCGUUUGCGCGGCAGUACGCUGCCAAGCUCGGCCUCAAGGAGAGCACGCUGCAGCGGACCCUCACGCUGCAGCGGACCCUGUGGGGGGAGUACUUUUACCAGCCGAAGACGAAGCGGGUGGUCUCGAGCGACCCGUCGGGCCGGCUCAAGCCAAUGUUCGCCGAGUUUGUCCUCGGGGCGGUCUGGCGCGUCUACGCGGCGGCGCUGCUCGAGCCAGACGCCACGCAGCUCGCCAAGAUGAUCGGCUCGCUCGGGCUGUCGGUGCCGCCGCAGCAGCUGAAUCACGCGGACGGCGCGGUCGCCGUGCGCGCCGUGAUGAGCGCGUGGCUGCCGCUGGCGCGCUCGCUCCUCGGCGCCGUCGCUGCGCACCUCCCCUCCUCGCGAGCCGCGCAGGCGGCGCGGCUGCCGUCGCUCUGCCCGUCGCUCGCCGCGCAGCCGCGCACCGGCCGCGUGCGCGCGGCGAUCGAGGCGUGCGACGCGUCGGAGAGUGCGCCGCUGGUGCUCUACGUCGCAAAGAUGGUGUACGCGGUGGGCGUGCCGGGCGCGCACGAGGCGGACGAGUUUGUCGGCUUCGCGCGCCUGUUCUCAGGCACUCUCCGCCCCGGCAGCGGGGGCACGGUGCGGCUGGUUGCGGCGGCGGCCGGCGGCGGCGAGGGCGGCGAGGGCGGCGGCGAGGGCGGCGGCGGCGUGGUGCUGCCGAUCGACAGCUUGCGCCUCUAUCUGCUGAUGGGGCGUGAGCUGGUCAGCGCGCCGCAAGCGUCUGCAGGCUCCAUCAUCGGGGUUGGCGGGCUGGCUGGCGCGGUGCGGAAGCGCGGCACCGUAGAUGGUGGAGGUGCAGAUCCACACCUCCCCACGUCUCCCCAGAUCUCAUCUCUGACGGCCCUCGAUGCGGGGGUGCACCUUCUGCAGAGAAGAGACACGAGGCACCCCGAGCCCGCACAUCGCCUCUCUUCCGCCGCGACCCUCCCCACCGGCGAGCUCGUCCUGCGCGCGUGCGGCGAGGUGCACCUCGAGCGCUGCCUCCACGACCUGCGCACAACCUUUGCGCCCGGGGUCGAGCUCGCCAUCUCGCCGCCCAUCGUCCCCUUCCGCGAGGGCCUGGCGCCAGAGGCGGACGGCAGCGCCACCGCCGCCACCGCCGGCCGGCACGCCCUCCCUCGCCGUCCGAGCGGCGCGGCGCACGCCUCCCUCGCCGUCCGAGCGGCGCGGCUUCCCGACUCCGCGGCGGCGGCGCUGCGCGAUGGCGCUGCGAGCCUCGGCGGCGGCCACAGCUGCCUCCCGCCGCUCGACCUCCUCCCUGCGGCGCAGGCCGCGGCGCUGCGCCACGUCUCCGACGCGCUCGAUGCCAGCGCCAUCGGCGGCGGCGUCGCGGGCUGGGCUGUACACGAAUGCAAGGUUGAAUUACCCGAGAUUACCCGAGAUUACCCGAGAUUACCCGAGAUUAGCCCCCUGUGCGACGAGCCGACGAGCGGCGCGUCGGCCCCUCCCCUCGCGCGCGAGGCGGCGGGCGGCGCCCCGUCCCCACCCGCGUCGCCGCGACUAGGCGCCGUCUUUCUCGUCGAGGAGGUCCGCUGGAGCGACGAGGCGGACGGCGGUGGCGGCGGCGGUUGGGAUGGCGGCGGCAUCACAGGCAGGGGCAUCACAGGCAGGGGCGGCGGCGGUGCCGACCCUCCCGCUGAGCCCGCCGCCGCCGAGCCCGCCGCCGAGGCUGGUGCGCUGCCCGGCCAGCUCAUUGCCGCGAUGCGCGAGGCGUGCCGCGCCGCUUUCCUGCGCUGCGGCACGCGGCUGCUCGAGCCGGUGUACCGCUGCGAGGUCCAAUGCGACCAGGAGAUCCUCGGCCGCAUGUACGCCGUGCUGCGGAAGCGGCGCGGCGAGAUCCUGGCGGAGGACUUGCGUGAGGGCACGGACCUCUUCCUCAUCUCGGCGAGCUUGCCGGUGGUCGAGUCGUUUGGCUUCGCGAACGAUUUGCGCAAGAACACAUCGGGCGCCGCGCACCCUCAGCUCGUCUUUUCGCACUACGAGGCGCUGCCACAGGACCCGCUCUUUGUGGUGGCGACCGAGGAGGAGCAGGAGGCGCUGGACGACGGAGACUUGCCCACCAUCAAUCUAGCACGCAAGCUGAUGGACGGCGUGCGCAGGCGAAAGGGGUUGCGCGUCGAGGACAAGGUGGUGGCGUCGGCGACGAAGCAAAGGACGAUGUCGCGCAAGCGAUGAGCCGCCAACCGCGCCCUGCGUUGUCGUAUUCUGUGAUCUGUGAUCUGUGAGGGUAGAGGGCCCACAGCGUCCUAAUCUAAAAUCUGAGGAUUCAGGAUUCAG
Emiliania huxleyi CCMP1516 is the source of this 3048-nucleotide messenger RNA. RefSeq lists its product as hypothetical. Gene Ontology annotation, cellular component: cytosol; ribonucleoprotein complex. Gene Ontology annotation, molecular function: ribosome binding; GTPase activity; GTP binding. The transcript is spliced from 8 exons. The record is from RefSeq and is a predicted model, not a curated record. Gene Ontology annotation, biological process: cytosolic ribosome assembly. Bases 79 to 2946 code for a protein of 955 amino acids. NCBI's taxonomy places the organism in Eukaryota, Haptophyta, Isochrysidales, Noelaerhabdaceae.